This is a messenger RNA of Mus caroli (Ryukyu mouse), 6060 nucleotides long. RefSeq names its product phosphatase and actin regulator 1 (gene Phactr1). Gene Ontology annotation, molecular function: actin binding. Gene Ontology annotation, biological process: cell motility; stress fiber assembly. The record is from RefSeq and is a predicted model, not a curated record. Lineage: Eukaryota; Metazoa; Chordata; Mammalia; Rodentia; Muridae.
UCUGGUUGUGUUGCCUUUGGUGGGCUAGGUAGGGGUUGUCUCCCAUAGGGUCUGCGUUAUAAUGCGGCUUUCAAAAUAUGGGAAAUUUCAGACAGCUUUUAAGCUGUUUCUAGGGACAGAAGGAAAGAGUUAUUUUCAGCCUAGGUGCCGGUGACUGUUUCUGUGUAUUAAUUAUAAUGGGAAUGUUCGCUGAACAUACUAUACUGCCAGUUAAAUAGCCUUUCUCCAUCACCCUACCCCAUUCAGCAGAAAGAUAAAGACAGGUGCUCCAACAUGGUCUAAACACUACAGUCCUCCCCACUGUUUAAUCAUUCACCAUGUAUUUUGUUCUUACUGCAAAGCAGACUGGGAUUUGAGAUUGCAAAAAUAGAUUAUUAAAGCAGAAAUUCUGAUUUUUAAAUAACCGGGCGAAAUCUCCGCUUAAGAGGUGGGAGAGUAGACUGUGAAUGGCCCUGGAUGAUGCGAAAUCUUCAUGUAGAUUUUGAUGGUUCCCUGCCAAAGUUUUACAUGGGAAAGUGGUAAUUUCCUUCCUUCGCAGAGGAGGGCGUGGAGAGGCUGGAACUGGCGUCACCUUCGGUUGCUAAGGUAACCUGUUCUGGCCAUUUUAUCUGAUAGAGAAAGUCCAGUGGACAGAAUACAUUAUUCAUCACUGAUCUAAUCAGAUAAUCAAAACUGUUUACUUUCGCUGGGAAUAGUUAAUAAGAUCGAAGGCAGCUGGUUGAAACUGCUCAUUUGUUCUAUCGACGGCCCUUGGUUUUACAUUUUUUUUUACAAGAGCUAAGUGAUUGCCUUUUCUCAAAAUCCUGUUCUGAACAUUGAAGAUGGAUUAUCCCAAAAUGGAUUAUUUUCUGGACGUUGAGUCUGCUCACAGACUCUUGGAUGUGGAGUCGGCACAGAGGUUCUUCUACAGUCAAGGAGCUCAAGCUCGCCGGGCGACCCUGCUCCUGCCUCCCACAUUAAUGGCGGCUUCUUCGGAGGAUGACAUAGACCGGCGGCCCAUCAGAAGAGUCCGCUCCAAGAGCGACACGCCAUAUCUCGCAGAGGCCAGGAUCUCCUUUAACCUGGGGGCAGCCGAGGAAGUGGAGAGGCUGGCAGCCAUGCGUUCCGACUCACUGGUCCCAGGUACGCACACCCCGCCCAUCCGGAGGAGGAGUAAGUUUGCCAACCUGGGGAGGAUUUUCAAACCCUGGAAAUGGAGGAAGAAGAAAAGCGAAAAGUUCAAGCACACAUCAGCAGCUCUGGAAAGGAAGAUUUCGAUGAGGCAGAGCAGAGAGGAGCUGAUCAAGCGAGGGGUCUUGAAGGAGAUCUACGAUAAAGAUGGAGAACUCUCCAUAUCAAAUGAAGAUGACUCCCUGGAGAACGGACAGUCCCUGAGCUCCAGCCAACUCUCUUUGCCUGCUCUGUCGGAAAUGGAGCCUGUCCCAAUGCCCAGGGACCCAUGUUCAUAUGAGGUGCUCCAAGCUUCAGACAUUAUGGAUGGACCAGUGUCUGAAGAGAGUCCCUCUGCCAGUGAGUCUGGAGUCCUCCUGUCCCAAGAUCCUUCAGCCAAACCAGUUCUGUUCCUGCCCCCCAAAAAAUCUGCUGCUUUCCCUGGAGACCAUGAGGAGACCCCAGUGAAACAGUUGUCCCUUCACAAGCAGCCCCCGGCCCUGCCUCCCAAACCCACUGCCCGGAUUGCCAACCACUUAACAGAUCCUGGCGCCCCUGUGAAAUUGCCUUGUCUGCCAGUGAAACUGUCGCCUCCGCUACCUCCAAAGAAAGUCCUGAUCUGUAUGCCCGUAGGGGGGCCAGAGCUCACUCUGGCAUCCUAUGCAGCCCAGAAGAGCAGCCAGCAGGCCGUGGCCCAGCACCACCACACCGUCCUACCAUCCCAGAUGCAGCACCAGCUGCAGUAUGGCAGCCACGGCCAGCAUCUCCCAUCCUCCACCGGCACCUUGCCCAUGCACCCCUCAGGCUGCAGGAUGAUCGAUGAGCUGAACAAGACACUCGCCAUGACUAUGCAGAGGCUGGAAAGCUCCGAGCAACGAGUCCCCUGUUCCACGUCUUACCACAGUUCUGGUUUGCACUCAAGCGACGGCAUCACAAAAGCAGGACCCAUGGGCCUUCCAGAAAUAAGACAAGUGCCAACUGUUGUGAUUGAAUGUGAUGACAAUAAGGAAAAUGUGCCUCAUGACCCCGACUAUGAAGACUCGCCCUGCCUGUAUGGCCGGGAGGAGGAGGAAGAGGAGGAAGAUGAAGAUGAUGACGCCUCUUUGUACACCAGCUCACUGGCCAUGAAGGUCUGCAGGAAGGACUCCUUAGCUAUCAAACUCAGCAACAGGCCCUCUAAGCGAGAGCUAGAAGAAAAGAACAUCCUCCCCAGACAGACCGAUGAGGAACGGCUGGAGCUCAGACAGCAGAUUGGCACCAAGCUCACCAGGCGGCUGAGCCAGAGACCAACUGCAGAAGAACUGGAACAGAGGAACAUUCUGAAGCCUCGGAAUGAACAAGAAGAACAGGAGGAGAAGCGGGAAAUCAAGAGGAGGCUGACUCGCAAGCUCAGCCAAAGGCCCACAGUGGAAGAACUCCGGGAGAGGAAGAUCCUUAUCCGCUUCAGUGACUACGUGGAAGUGGCAGAUGCCCAAGACUAUGACCGAAGGGCAGACAAGCCAUGGACCCGCCUCACCGCUGCAGACAAAGCUGCCAUUCGGAAGGAACUCAAUGAGUUUAAAAGUACCGAGAUGGAAGUCCACGAGUUAAGUAGACACUUAACCAGGUUUCAUCGACCUUAACAGUGGGAUUACUCUUGAGUGCUCUGCUGUCUUCAAAACAUAAAUUUCUAAGAACCAUAAGUGCUGGCGUCUGUCCACUUCCCCGUUACCAUGUAAAUCCGAACUGCCUUUUUUUUAAAAAAAAAAAAGAAAGAAAGAAAGAAAAGAAAAGAAAAAAGAAGAAGAAAGGAAAGGAAACACAGCCAGGAUUCUGUGUGCAGGAACACCAUGGUGAGCACUCCUCAGCGUUGCCGGCACCACUUCUGCUACAGAAAGGUGACCCGGCCCCCCAAGACAGGGACCUACCUGAGGAUUGUCCAGAAACCGCCUCGUCCCCCUCCAUUCAGACCCAGCAAGCACCACACUGGUUCAGUCUUCGGUGAACCCCUCCCUCACAAGGGACUGUUGCCUGAGUCCAAAGAAGCCCAGGGCUUGACAUGGGAAUGGCUAGGGUGACAGUCAUAAUCCAACUGCCCUUCUAGACAUGGUCAGACACAUGGGCUCCAGAUAGGGCAUCUGCUUUGGGGGCCCUUGGGAAGGGGGUGACAACCUCUCAGUCUCCUCCACACAUACACAGGCACACCUACCCACGAACAUGUGCACACACAAACACACAUGCUUUCUCUUCAGGUUUGUCCUGGGGAAGCCUGUGUUGGCACUUCAGUCAGACCCAUGUGUGCUGUGGGCAUAGGAGGCUAAACCUGAGCGUCCACUUUGACCCCCGUCCCAAACUGAACUGCCUCCCAGAAGCCUCUGGUAGGGAUAGUAGCCGUCUGCUCAGUUCACAUUCAUUGACCAGUUUGUGUUCACAAAGCCCAGGGCUAUGGGUGAUCUAAUGCUUUAAUGCCCUUGCCAAGGUUCCCUGUGAUAUUCAUGAGUAUGAACUGACCAGGGAGCUAGGGUCAUAAACCCCACGGCCCACAGUUUUCUUUGACCCUGUAGCACACCUGGGACAGUGGUGAUGUGGCUUGGCAGUUGAUAGCUUCUGAGUACCAGUGUAUGGAGGCCAGUGCAGGGGACCAAUAUCCCACUGUCAUUCCAGAGCCUUCCACUCUUUUGUCUUUGCACUGAAGAGUUUCUGCAGAGAGAUGCACAUCUCAGCAGGGCUAGCACUGGGUCAAACUUUGCGCCAUGACUACCUGUAGUGUCCCUUACUGCCCCACUUACCCAGAGAGACCCUGCCCUCUUUCUCUCUCUCUCUCAGAAUAUGCCUCCAGGCACCCUGUUGACAGGGCCCCUCAAGGAUUGAGUGUGUACUGAGGGAAGGGCACCCUAGAUCCUAAGGCGGUCUUCUACAGGGCUGUUUUUCUCCCUAACCAAGCUCACAGACCCUUGGGUGCAAGGUUUCUGCCGCAACCCCUGUGGUGUGCCCAGCUUUCAGAGUCACUAUAGUGUCACUAAGUAACACACCUGGCAUUUAGAAAGAUGCCAGCUGGCCAGCCUGGCCAACCACAAAGGACUUAUCCCCUUGUCAAACUGGUUGGGACCAUGGUACUUUUAGGAUACAGCCGAAGCAAGGCCAUUCAAUUCUCCGGAGUGUUAAUGGCUCCGUGACCAGUUGCUAACCCAGGAACCAGAGUUACAGGAAAGCUUAGAUUAGCCCUACAGGUAGCGCCAUGCAGCCGCUGCUAUCCUGGUACCGUCUGGAUGGGGCACACCUCUGUCCAGACCAAAGACAACACCAUGACUGGUUCUUUCUGUCAUCGCUGCCAUCACCAUCAUCAUUAUUUGAAUGUCAAGAGAGGUAUUCAGGGGAAAUGUGGUGGGGAUUUUAACAUGGCUGUAAAUACGGUCUUCCCAAAAGGCUUACUGACUUUUGAAUGUGUACAUGGUAGGAGGAAAGAUGCAGAAAUCUUUCCUUGAACUUCCCUAGGAUGAAGGAUAGGCACAUGUUCUAGGUGGAGGUCCCUGCCCUGCAGGCCUGAGGUCUGUACUUCCUCUAAUUAGCAGCUGUGCUGCAGGCUGCUGAGGUGGCCUGGCCUGACAGGCCUUCCCCAACCAGGAAGAGUCCUAAAGAACUCCUCCCACAAAGGCCCAAGGCUUCCCCAUGGGCCUUGGUUCUAGGGCCCUUCUGAUUGCCUGGGAACAGAAAUCCCAAACUCACCUCUGUCUCUGCUGCCAGCCAGCAGCCUUCCUUGUUCCCUGCCAGCUUGCCCUGAGAUGGCCCACCUCUUUACAUAUGGAAGAAACUGGACAGGAUACCCACAUGACUUCCUUCGGGGUACCCUUUUGCAGAAGUCACUUGCUCAGAGUUAGGGGUGUGCCUCUCAUGCUCCUAAAAGGUCACCACCUUUGGGGCUGGGCUAUCUCAAGGCCACGAUAAGUGGUUCUUAGCCAGGCUCAGCAGCCUCCCCAGCUGUAGGAUGGGACUUCUGCUCUCCUGAAAACCUGGGUUCAGACUUCAGGGAGCUGUAACCACACACUUCCCCCACUUUGUGAGGACAACUGAAGUGACUUGAGUUGUUUCCAAAGUUGAAAAUUUGACAUUAAUUAGGGGGAAAUAGAAGGCAGGGGAGUUGACUUGAGACAUCCCUUUCCGGAAAAGCUGCAGUUUUCAAGUGGGUUCAUCUUGAGCCUAGACAGUCCCAUCUGAGUACCAUGGAGUUCGGGUUAGCAAGAAAGGAGAAAACGAAAUGUGUCAGAUCUUACGGUUUUUUUCUCUCAAAAUCAGGCACUGCUGGACCCCCACCCCCAUCCCUGUCCGCUUCCCCGACAGAAGAGCCUGCCAUAAAUAAACUGGCUCUUCCAAAAUCCUGAUCACUUCAUUCCCCAGACCCCUUCAAGGCCCUGCCAGGUUUUUAGAACGGGAGCCUUUCUGCCCGUAGAGAAACCAAACGACUCCAAGGUCAGUGUGAGGAGACGCUCUGAGUUUCUUUUUCUCCUGCUUAUGAACAUGUAUGCGUACUUUUGGAAUGAGCAUCGUGGUGUGUCGCUCCGAUGAAUGGGAUCCCAGGUUCUCCCUGCGCACGGCCAGUGGGCAGGUGUCACCUUUGGUGACUUCUUCCUCCCAUGAGUCUCUAAGUAGGUUGCUUUCUCCAAUUGCUUCCUGGUGUCUGUACAUAGUUCGUCUUUGUAUAGGAGUGAUUGUGGUGACCUUCGCUCCCGUGCCCUCCUGGGUUCUAACUUAACAGAUGACGGCCGUAUGAGGAAGAUACUGUACAUAGACUAUAAAUGAAACUGGAUCUCUGUGGCCUAGGUUUUGUAUAUACAGAAACUGCAUGGUAUUUAAAUUAUUGUUUCUCUCUGAUGAUGUAUGCAGUUUCUUUAAAAACAAACCAAAAAAAAAAAAAAAGUUUAAAAAAAAAAAAAA